Molecule: messenger RNA, 451 nt
Organism: Spodoptera frugiperda (fall armyworm)
Lineage: Eukaryota; Metazoa; Arthropoda; Insecta; Lepidoptera; Noctuidae
Exons: 5
Coding region: 64-426 (120 amino acids)
Source: RefSeq, a predicted model, not a curated record
AAGUAUAUAAAUGGAGUGGGCAGCUGAAAAGAUAUUGUUAUGUGUUUCGUUAAGUAGAAAAACAUGUACUGUUUAAAGUUUCUCGUGUCUGUGGUGGUUUUGGUACUCAUCUCUCAAGAGGAAAAUGAAGUAUCAGCAGCGCCAUGUAAGUGGAUGUGGGACCACAUCACUCAUACACCCCCGACGACUCCCCCUACACCCACCGCACCCACUACACCCAUGACGCCCACCACACCUGACCUUAUUGAAGACUUCGCGAGACUGAAGAAGAAAAAAGUAAAGCAAUGGGAUCAGCUUGUCAACGAUUGGCUGUUUUGGGGCCCGCAAAAUGAGAAUCCGUCAUCCAAGCCUAGAAAUCCAGUGAAAAGAAUUAUUUCUAGUUAUAUGAAAUUAUUAGCUAAGCUAUACAGUAUGUUCAGUACAUAAAUAUACUUAUCCUAUGUAAUUAAUA